Hypomesus transpacificus is the source of this 2096-nucleotide messenger RNA. Its product is annotated as transmembrane protein 26-like. Lineage: Eukaryota; Metazoa; Chordata; Actinopteri; Osmeriformes; Osmeridae. The transcript is spliced from 6 exons. The record is from RefSeq and is a predicted model, not a curated record. Bases 241 to 1182 code for a protein of 313 amino acids.
ACUGGUUAGUAAUAUCUUACACACGACUUGCUGUGUAGCCUAUGGAUCUUGUAGAUUGUCAGUGAUAUUUCUCGUAGUUUAUUGAAUGCAACACGGGGCGGAGCGUAAACUUUGGGGAUCUGUCUGGGAAAAUAGAAGUUACUCAUUUGUCACCGACCAGCUGGACUUUGAAGAGUCAGUAUUAACUGGCCUAUACUAGACUAGACUGUACGGUCGUGGGCUACACUACCAAUCUCCAACAUGACUUUUUUCACAUUUAUUAGUGCAAUUAUUACUAGAGUUAUUUUUAUUCUAAUAUCACUCAUCGGAGUCUGGAGAGUGACGUGGAUCAAACAUGAUAACAUGUACUGGUUUUUGACGUUCCUUUUUCUACCUCUCGUUAUUGAAAUGAUCAUAACAUUAAAAAGACGAAAAGGACAAGAUUACAAAUGGUUCUCUCCAGCCAUCCUACUGUUCCUCAUCAGCAUCAUUCCGUCGAUGUGGAUUCUAGAGCUGCAUCAUCAACAGAACAAACUAAGCGACCGUCAGUGCAAGAAACUGGACUCCUGGGCAAAUUUAAAAAGCACGUUUUUGAACGAAACGUCUGCAAACUCCACCAUUCAACACUACCUAAAUAGCUUUGACAAGGUGCACUCUAGCAUUUGUCCCAACGACUGGAUCCUGGCCCUCCAUCAGGUCCUUCUCAUCCUCCUCAUCGUGGGCAAGUGGGUCCUUCCCCUUGGGGGCGGAGUUACGAGAGACGAACUCUCCCAGCUCUUGCUCAUCUUCGUUGGCACGGCAGCAGAUAUCCUGGAGUUCACCAGCGAAACGCUGUCUGAUGUCAAAGAGAACAGCCCCCAUCUGGUCUACAUCAUUCUAGCAGUGUGGACCUGGAGCAUGCUCCAGUUCCCGCUGCAUCUGGCUGUGGUGAACUCAAAACCUGAGUCGGAGACUGAGGGCCAGGAUGUGGGUCUACUGGCCAAACGCAGCACGGACAUCUGGACCAUAGCUGAGAGCCUGUUCCUCCAGGACGGGCCCUUUCUGGUCGUCCGGCUCACCGUCAUGACCCACUUUGAUGUUUUCCACCAGAUGUUGGUUUUCUUUGCCAUCAAGAACUUCCUGGUGGUCAUAUUGAACUUGUACCGACUGGGUAUCAUCUGCCAGAACUUUAAGCGGUCGAGUAGUGGCAGUGCUGUCCCCUGACAGGGGAAGGAAAGGGAGGGGAGGGCAGAGUUGUUUACCCUCCGGAACCCCACAGUUCUAAUAUGAAACCCUGCUGAAACUGGUCCUGAUUAUGUCUUUCUACAGUGCCCUGUCUUUAAAGGCAGAGUUGGUAAGUUUUGCGAACCUAGCUUAAUCAUCAAGUUUGGUCCGAACCAAAUGAUUAUUCAUGUUUAAUUCACUCCUGCAAUGCCCAGAUAUCGGAUUUUAUGAUAAUUUUACUGUCAAACCUUUUAGAUUUAUCAGUUGCUAUCAGGGUGUGAAGUUUAUUUCAGCAAAUAUGACAAAAAAGUGCAUCUCAACAACAUUACUGACCCUACCUUUAAGUUCAAAAUACUAUAAGGAGCUGAAUUAAGGGGCACCGCCCAGCUCUGAUUGGUCUGGUUCAGUUCAGUAAUGUGAAAUGGGUGAAAGAAGAGAGGAAAUGGGGAGGAAGGGUGGGGGGAUAAGCUGUUGAGGUUUCUCGCUUAUUCUCUGCUCAUUGGAAAUUCAAUUGAAGGAUGUUCAAUCAGAACAAAUGUGUCAGUGUAGUGUAAUAUAAAUCAGAAAGUCAACAUUGGGUAAAAUGUUUUUCUGGUGAAUGCUGAUAUGACCCUUUUGGCUCGUCACCAAAGUUUAAAUGUUAUCUAGAAAAUGAUGUGAAAACAUGUUACAGCGUAUUUGUUAAGUGGAAAACUGACAGUUGCGAGGAAAGCUGGAUCAGUCAAUGUAAACUUGCUCUUCUUGUUUUUUUUUAAUGUUUAUGUUAAUUUUUUCACAAUAGUACUUGAACAAUCUGGUAUGCACACAGAACCAAUUAAAUAAAGGAUAAGAGACUAAAGACAAUGAUUGCGCUCUACACGGAAUAUAAAAUGUAUUCUUAUAGAAUGUAAGAAAUUCUAUUCAAUACCGCUCAA